Messenger RNA from Medioppia subpectinata, 798 nucleotides. NCBI's taxonomy places the organism in Eukaryota, Metazoa, Arthropoda, Arachnida, Sarcoptiformes, Oppiidae. The record is from the annotation of a GenBank genome assembly.
AUGUACCGCAAUAUACGGGACAUCGCCAUCGCUAUACCACCCAAUGUCUUGACUGCCAAACAUCUCAAGUGUUUACUUGAGAUAAAUGGUUUGUUCAAUCCGAUGAGCGAGGUGCUUUUGUUCACUGAUAGUUGCAAUGUGCGCGAUGUGGCCUACCCCGAUGAUUAUAAAUUUGCCGAUUUAUACAAUACUAAUAAACAUCGGUAUAUAUUCAUUACGAAAAGAGCUGAACCAUACGUGAACUCACAAACCUCAGGUCCGAGUGAAGAGUCGGACCGAAAGUGUCGUGAAUUGUGUGAAGAGAUGUCGGCUCUGAAGGCAAGCAAUGAGUCCGAAGUGAAGGCAUUGGAAGCACAGCUCAAGUCAGCCAUCGAUUCAAUGCAGACAAUGGAGAAAGAAAUCAAUGAUUUAAGACAAAAUUUGAGUGAAAUGUCACUAAAAAACAGUGAAUUGAGUGAAGAGUUGUUGGCAUUGAAGGCAUCCAAACAUAUCAUUGAAUCCGAUGUCAAACAAUUGCCACAAGAAAUGAAUGCACAGAAUAUUAGUUGUUCAGCGAGUGUUCCACAGGACAUGUCCUCCAGUUGUUCAUCGAUCGGAUCCCACAAUCAAUUGACCACUAAUUCAGACAAAACCAGAGAUCAGAUCAAUAAUCAGGAGAUAAUGACUGAAAUGAGGGAUCAAAUCAAAGAUCAAAACAGAUUAACAAACGAUUUAUUGAAUGAGGAAAUGUUGACAGAAAUCAAAGUAAUCAGAGAUGAUCUGAAAAAUGUCAACAGACAGAUGAGUUUUGGCUUACGU